AUGGCGUCCUCAUCCCCGACCCUCGCAGACCCGACCAUGCUUGCCAAGAUCGACCGCCUUUCGGCCUGCAACGUCGGUCACCACAUCAACCUGCCUCAGAUCGUCGUUGUGGGUGACCAGUCCAGCGGCAAGAGCUCGGCGCUCGAAGGCCUCACUAACUUGCCCUUCCCCCGCGAUAGCGGCCUCUGCACACGCUUCGCCACGCAGAUCACGUUCCGUCGCUCUGCGCAGGCGAGUGUUGCUGUCUCGAUCAUCCCCAGCAAGAGCGCCGAUGCCGCGCAUGCGGAGAGAGUGCGCACGUGGCGCAAGGACUUGCCUGUGCUGGAGCAGAUGGAGUUCGCGAAUAUUAUGCGCGAGGUUUGCGGCGUUAUGGGGUUGUCCGUCAAGGUCGAAGCCAGCGACGAGUGUAAGACCUUCUCUGAGGACGUGCUCUGGAUCGAGGUCAGUGGCCCCGAACAAGAACACCUCAGCGUCAUCGAUGUGCCGGGCAUCUUCAAGCGGACGACGCAAGGCAUAAUGACCAAGGCCGACAUCCAGCUCGUCGAGGAGAUGGUGUAUGGCUACAUGCGCAACCCGCGCUCUGUCAUGCUGGCCGUCAUCCCCGCGAACGUCGAUAUCGCCACGCAAGCGAUUUUGGAAAUGGCAGAGGAGGUGGAUCCGAAGGGCGAGCGCACCCUGGGCGUCUUGACUAAGCCGGACCUUAUGGACAAGGGCGCUGAGAAGACUGUUGUUGAUAUGAUCGAGGGUCGCAACCACAAGCUCACGCUGGGUUGGUGCUUGGUGCGCAACCCGGGCAAGUCUGAAUACGAGGACUCGAAUGUCGACAGAAACGCUAUUGAGAAGAGGUUCUUUGCCAGCGUGGUGCCGUGGAACACGUUGAGCAAGGACAGGGUCGGCACGGAGUCACUUCGUAUGAGACUGCAGGAGAUUCUGGCAACUCAUAUCCGGCGCGAGUUCCCUAAGGUCAGAGCAGAAGUGAGCAAGAAGCUCAAGGAAUGCAAAGCCAUGCUCAAGGAUCUGGGUAUCCGCCGCGACACGGCUGCAGAGCAAUCCAAGUACCUGAUCGACAUCGCUACUCAGUUCCAGAGCAUCACGGACCUGGCGCUGGGCGCGCAGUACCACCGCAAUGACGCCUUCGAAGAGGAUCCAUCACUGACGAUCGCCACGGCGGUUGUGAGUCGCAACGACUUCAUGACCGAGCCUUCCGAGAAGAAGGAAGAUGAAGAAAAGACCAAGGACAAGGACAAGAAAGUCAACACCCGAACCACGACGAACCACGACGAGUUGGACGACAUCCAGCACGACAACGAACAGCUUUUCAAGCCCUACGAAGACGGCAUUCUCUACUGGCUGAAGGAAAUUUACCUUGCGACUCGCGGCUUCGAAAUGGGCACCUUCGACCCCUCGCUCCUGCCCAUGGCCAUGAAAUCGCAAACUAAGAAAUGGGACGCACUCGCGCACGGCUACAUCAGCGAUAUCGUUAACACAACCCACACAUUCAUAACGAACCUGCUGCAGCGCGUGUGCCCGGACCCGACAAUCCGCGCGAACCUGAUGUCCGUUCUGACUGACGAACUAACCACACGCUACACGAUGGCCAUCGCACAAGUCGACUUCAUCCUGAACGUCGAGCGCGCCGGCAUCCCUAUGACGCUCAACCGCCACUUCGCCGAGAAUCUGGACUGGAGCCGGCGCGAGCGCACCGAGCAAGCCGUCAGCGCUCUAGCCUUCAAUGUAGAGAACCACGGCCGGAUCGUCGAGCUGCUCGACCUCCUCGAUAAUCACCACCACUCCCUCAGCAACAGCGAGCAGAUCGUGCGCGACCUGCACGACAUUCUCUACUCCUAUUACCAGGUCGCGCAGAAGCGCAUUGUCGAUGCCAUCUGCAUGCAGGCCGCAGAGUACCACCUCAUCUGUGGCCCGGAGACGCCGUUGAAGCUGUUUUCGCCUCUGUUCGUGGGCGGGCUUUCGGCUGACCAGCUGGAGGAGAUUGCGGGUGAGGAUGCACUCGUGAAGCGUAAGCGCGCGCAGCUGAUGAAAGAGAUUGAGGAUCUGGAGAUGGGCCGUAAGAUUCUGACUUGA
Molecule: messenger RNA, 2082 nt
Organism: Aplosporella prunicola CBS 121167
Lineage: Eukaryota; Fungi; Ascomycota; Dothideomycetes; Botryosphaeriales; Aplosporellaceae
Exons: 4
Coding region: 1-2082 (693 amino acids)
Cellular component (GO): cytoplasm; microtubule; membrane
Molecular function (GO): GTP binding; microtubule binding; GTPase activity
Source: RefSeq, a predicted model, not a curated record